Nothoprocta perdicaria is the source of this 3697-nucleotide messenger RNA. It is a transcript of the gene ATP6V1A, whose product is annotated as ATPase H+ transporting V1 subunit A. Gene Ontology annotation, biological process: ATP metabolic process; proton transmembrane transport. Bases 127 to 1980 code for a protein of 617 amino acids. Gene Ontology annotation, cellular component: proton-transporting V-type ATPase, V1 domain; lysosomal membrane. The transcript is spliced from 15 exons. NCBI's taxonomy places the organism in Eukaryota, Metazoa, Chordata, Aves, Tinamiformes, Tinamidae. The record is from RefSeq and is a predicted model, not a curated record. Gene Ontology annotation, molecular function: ATP binding; proton-transporting ATPase activity, rotational mechanism; ATP hydrolysis activity.
CCUUCUGUGCAGGGGCACUAGAAGGACACUUAUUUCCUAUACUAUGGUGCUUAACUGCUGACUUUUGGCUUUACCUUUAGAUUUUUUGUUCCUCCUGGAUUCUGCAAAACGUGUUGAACAGGCAAAAUGGAUUUCUCCAAGCUACCCAAAAUCCGUGAUGAGGACAGAGAGGCUUUUGUUGGCUAUGUCCAUGGUGUCUCAGGACCAGUGGUUACGGCUUGUAACAUGGCAGGUGCUGCUAUGUAUGAACUGGUGCGAGUAGGCCACAGUGAACUGGUGGGGGAAAUUAUCCGUCUGGAAGGUGAUCUGGCAACUGUCCAGGUAUAUGAAGAAACAUCUGGUGUCUCUGUAGGAGAUCCUGUACUCCGUACAGGCAAACCCCUGUCAGUGGAACUAGGGCCUGGCAUUAUGGGAGCUAUAUUUGAUGGUAUCCAGAGGCCUCUAUCGGACAUCAGCACUCUGACCAAAAGUAUCUAUAUCCCUAGAGGUGUCAAUGUGUCAGCUUUGAGCCGAGAUGUCAAAUGGGACUUCACACCUUCCAAAAACUUACGGAUUGGCAGCCACAUCACUGGUGGAGAUAUUUAUGGUGUGGUGAAUGAAAACUCACUCAUCAAACACAAAAUUAUGUUGCCCCCACGGAACAGGGGUACAGUUACAUACAUUGCUCCACCAGGGAACUACGACACCUCAGAUGUUGUCUUAGAGCUGGAGUUUGAAGGUGUAAAGGAGAAGUUCACUAUGGUUCAGGUCUGGCCUGUACGCCAAGUCCGUCCCGUUACUGAAAAGUUACCAGCCAAUCAUCCUUUGUUAACUGGCCAGCGGGUCCUGGAUGCACUCUUCCCGUGUGUACAAGGGGGUACUACUGCUAUUCCUGGGGCCUUCGGCUGUGGGAAGACUGUAAUCUCGCAGUCACUCUCAAAAUACUCCAACAGCGAUGUCAUCAUUUACGUAGGCUGUGGAGAGCGAGGAAAUGAAAUGUCGGAAGUACUGAGAGAUUUCCCUGAGCUGACAAUGGAGGUUGAUGGUAAGGUAGAAAGCAUCAUGAAGAGGACAGCUCUGGUAGCAAAUACCUCCAACAUGCCAGUGGCUGCCAGAGAGGCCUCUAUCUAUACUGGAAUCACAUUGUCCGAGUAUUUCCGGGACAUGGGCUACCAUGUCAGUAUGAUGGCAGAUUCAACUUCCCGAUGGGCUGAGGCCCUCAGAGAAAUCUCAGGGCGAUUGGCUGAAAUGCCAGCUGACAGUGGUUAUCCAGCCUACCUUGGUGCCCGUCUGGCUUCUUUCUAUGAGCGAGCUGGCAGAGUGAAGUGUCUCGGAAAUCCCGAAAGGGAAGGCAGUGUCAGCAUUGUGGGAGCUGUCUCUCCUCCAGGUGGUGACUUCUCUGAUCCUGUCACAUCUGCUACUUUGGGCAUCGUUCAGGUUUUCUGGGGCCUGGAUAAGAAGCUGGCACAACGCAAGCACUUUCCCUCUGUCAACUGGCUGAUCAGCUACAGCAAAUACACACGUGCUCUGGAUGAGUACUAUGACAAACAUUUUACAGAGUUUGUGCCCCUCAGGACAAAGGCCAAAGAGAUCUUACAGGAAGAAGAGGACCUUGCAGAGAUUGUGCAGCUUGUGGGGAAGGCUUCCUUGGCAGAAACAGAUAAAAUCACCUUAGAAGUUGCAAAGCUGAUAAAAGAUGACUUCUUGCAACAGAAUGGUUAUACGCCUUAUGACAGAUUCUGCCCUUUCUAUAAAACAGUGGGAAUGCUUUCCAAUAUGAUUGCUUUUUACGACAUGGCCCGCCGUGCUGUAGAAACUACAGCCCAGAGUGACAAUAAGAUCACAUGGUCUAUCAUUCGAGAGAAUAUGAGUGAAAUCCUCUACAGGCUCACGUCCAUGAAAUUCAAGGACCCUGUCAAAGACGGUGAAGCAAAAAUCAAGGCAGACUAUGCUCAGCUGUUUGAGGAUAUGCAGAAUGCAUUUCGCAGUCUGGAAGACUAGACUCUGCCUCUCUGACCACUCCAGUUUGUCCUCUGAAUUUUUCAUCUCAACUCCUCAGCUUCCCUACCUUGCCGGAGUGAUGCAACAGUACUUGAGUUAAAAUAGUCCUAUGUUUCCCUGAUCAUACUUCUUGUCUUUACAAAACAUUCCUUUUAGUUUGUGUUUGGCCUUGCUUCAUGUGUCUGAAAUGGUGAGUGAAGUGUGAAUGAGCCUGGCUGAAUGUUGUAUGCUUCUAGGGUGGGAAACACUUCACCUUGCCCUCUCUUGGUGAUGAGGCUCUUACCUUGAAAAGAAAACAGUUCAGCUGUACUGGCAGAGGAGAUAUAGGCUUUAAUGCAGUCAUGCAGUACACUUUGAGCUGGUGAGAGUAAGGGCAUUUAGGUCUAGCACUUUUGCUAAGUGACUAUCAUGACUUAAACUCUCUAUUCCUCAACUUUUUUUUUACCAUAUUUUAUGAUGUGUGGGUAUAAGCAAAAGUAACAUAAAUUUCUCACUACACUGUCCCUUCCACAACUUCAGGUUGAGGUUGUUGGUGUUAUAAUGUGGUAGUUCUGGAUUAUGAACAAGAAGAGACUCACUAGAAGAUGAGCAUACAAGCAGCCAGUAUGCUUCUGUAUGCUGCAGAAACAGAAUUUUAUUUUCCUACUUUAUAAUUAGAUAGGACUCUUGGACUCUGCAACAGCUAAAAUGAAAACCAUAGCUGCUCAGCUUUCAGCAGACUUUGUUUCCUUCUUUACCUCCAAUUUGCCACAUAAAAUUUCAUGUCGGCCACUUUAGUAUGUGAAGUUCGUUACAGCUGCUCUAUACUACAGGACAUAAGAAGCUGUGGUAAUUCCCCUUAACGUGGACCAGGAAUAAGGUCCUAAAUGAUGGUGAUGAUUGUUUACCAAUACACUUGCCUUCCUAUGUGAUGUCCUUUUUCAAAAAGGAUGCACGUGCUUAACCCUUCUCCUCUACCAUACUAGCAUACACAACUUGUCUGGCUGUGGCCACAACAUGCCUUCAGUCCUUGUAUACAAGGAAUGUAUGAUGCUAAAUUGCUGCAGAAGGGGAGGAGAAGACUGAGGAGUACAGAAUGGAUUUACUUUUCACUUGUCGGUUGUGAUACCAGGGGACCUCCUGCACUGUGCUCCAGAAGCACUGUUAGGCACCAGCACCUGUUUUUUGUUGGGAAUGUUUAUUGGCAAAACUAGUAUGAGAUGAGGAAUAAGCAUAGAGCAGCUUUUCUGUCAAACUUUAAGAGCCAGCAAUCAUCACUGCUGCAUAAGGAUAGAGAUUAAAGGUGUUGGUAUCCUACCCAGUCUUUGAUUUGACUCUCACUUGUGUUUCAGAUGACAUUUAAUGUUUUUGUCAUGCAUUCUUUCUUCAGCUUGGUUCCAGCUGACAUCUAUUAAAUUGUUAUGGUCAUGAAACAGAAACUGUUGUAGAUGAUACUGUUGUAGUGGCAUGGUUACACAAGUGUUAAUUCUGCAUUGAAGUAUUUCCACUGAGCUGCCCGCUUUGAACAGUAAUGUUGCAACAGGCUCUCUAAACUCUGGACCACAAUCAACUCACUAUCAGAAAGAGCUCCAUUGAAAUGUUAACUUAUUGAAUAUUUUUGGUUCUCUCCAUCGAGAUGUGACUACUCCAGCUAAUAUUCUGGUAGUGAAUGAUUCAGUUUACAGUUCACAAAACUUUCAGUGUAUGCUGCUUUAACGAUGAUCAUGUGUGAAUGAGU